Messenger RNA from Galendromus occidentalis (western predatory mite), 2043 nucleotides. Its product is annotated as oxygen-dependent choline dehydrogenase. Bases 123 to 1907 code for a protein of 594 amino acids. Gene Ontology annotation, molecular function: oxidoreductase activity, acting on CH-OH group of donors; flavin adenine dinucleotide binding. The transcript has 11 exons. Lineage: Eukaryota; Metazoa; Arthropoda; Arachnida; Mesostigmata; Phytoseiidae. The record is from RefSeq and is a predicted model, not a curated record.
AUUCUUUGAGGGUACUAAGCUUCCUUAGGAAGAAUGGCGAUCGCCUGGUAAUCGAUCUUUGAAGUUUGAGCAAAUCAGGGAGUUCAAGAGUUUCAGUACACCGCUGCGCUGUAAGGGACGACAUGAGACCUUUCUUGCUUCUGAGCCUGAGUCUCGCGCUCUGUCAAGCAUUUCAUGCUGACUUCAAUGGCACGAGUAUCCGUGAUCUCAGAACCGAAUACGAUUUCGUGAUCGUCGGGGGUGGCUCCGCUGGAUGCCGAAUCGCUGAUGUGCUAAGCUCGAGCGGGGAAUUCACGGUUCUGGUGCUCGAAGCCGGAGGAGUUCCGCCAGAGUCGUCGAAGAUCCCGCUCCUGGCGUUGAUGCCUUACAACUCUAAGGAAUAUGACUGGAUAUACAGAAGCGUCCCGCAGAAAACUUCGAUGCUCGCCGCGAAGAACAAGGUGCGGACAUUGAACGCCGCCAGGAAUCUUGGCGGAGGCUCCACCUGGAACAUGAUGUACUACCAGCGUGGCAAUUUCGAAGACUACGAUCGGUGGGAGAGAGAUUUCGGAGCAAAGGGCUGGGGUUCCAAAGAAGUUUUGGAGCUGUUCAAGGAAGUAGAGGGCGCGGAUGACAUGGAGCUCUCAGACGAUUUCCACGGACGGCAUGGACCCUUGGGUGUGACGACGUUCCGUGACGAAUAUCCACUGAAGGAAGCAUUUUUCGAAGCUGCGGAGAAGACACUUGGUCUCAAUUACAGUGAUCAAAACGACGGGAACCACUGGGGAUCUUUCCACUUGACUGCAACCAUAAAGAGAGGCCGACGUGUCUCGUCCUUCAACGCGUUCAUCGAGCCCAAUUUGAAUCGCGGGAAUUUGCACAUAUCUUUGUACUCACAGGUCCUGAAGAUCGAUUUCGAAGAUAAACGAGCGAGCGGCAUAACAAUCAUCAAGGACGGUGUUCGGAGGAGCAUUCGAGCCUCCAAGGAAGUCGUUUUGUCGGCAGGAGCUUUCCGUUCGCCUCAACUGCUGAUGCUCUCAGGUAUCGGCGACGAAGCUCAUCUCAAAGAAUUCAAGAUUCCGCUGAGAUCACAUCUGCCCGGGGUCGGUAAGAAUCUCCAAGAUCAUUUCGGACACGUUGGCAUCCUGGCGAAGAUCCCUGACGACGACGUGCCCGAUUUCGACGACGUUCGUGGGCUGAAGCAAUGGUUGUUCGAUCAGACGGGACCCUUCGCAAAACCUCCUGGAGUCGGUUUAGGUCUUUUGUAUACAUCGACGGGAGCUGAUAAACGGAGCCCCGACGUGGAGCUCAUCCCGCAAGCGGCUAGGGAGGAUCUUCUCGGCUCGGAUCUCCCCGAUGAGAUGCUGAGAGAAUACUACGGCGAGUUCGCGGGACAGAGUAUGCUCUCUUUCAUACAUCUCGUGCAGAAACCUAAGAGUCGCGGCGAGCUUCGCUUGGCCAGUGCUGAUCCCAUCGAUUAUCCCCAGAUAGACAUGAAAUAUUUCAGCCAUCCCGACGAUGUGAAAUCUGCUGUCAGUGCUGCAAAACAAGUGGUAGAGCUUCUCCGAUCCGAUACAAUGAGGAAAGCCGGCGUUCGACUCGUCGAGAAACAUUUCCCGCCGUGCAAAGAAUUCGAUUUAUUCUCGGAGGAGUACCUUUCCUGCCUUGCGACUCAUCACACUGUGCACGUCUUCCAUUACUGUGGAACUUGCCGGAUCGGUGCUCAAGGGGAUCCCUUGGCAGUCGUGGACGAGAGACUGCGGGUGCGUGGCGUUGACGGUUUACGCGUGGUCGACACUUCCGUGAUCCCUUCCAUUCCCGUCGGUCAUCUCAAUGCACCAGUCAUCAUGAUUGCCUCCAAAGCCGGGAAAAUGAUUCUCGAGGAGUACGACGAUUCCCGCCCCAGGAAGGCAGCCGGGGAACUUUAAUUCGAAGUCGCAGAUCGAUGCUGAAUUGCGUAGGUGCAGCAAAAGGCACGAGGACCCUCGGCUUGGUCUCGCACAUCGGUAGCGGCCGCAGAGAGCUUGAAUAAAUGGGUGUAUUUUCUAAAAGAGACGAACCGAA